AUGGCAUGUAUCGGAGCUGGGGCUUAUAACUGUUGCCCAUAAAUAAACCAUGAUGACCCAGAGAGUUAGUUUACACCCUGUGGUGGAGGGGUGGGGGGCAUGACUGUCAGACGAAAGAGGAAACGAAACUAUUGCACUUUUGAGUACCAACAGGCUCUCUGUCACUGUCACUCUCAGAGAUGGAUAAGUUCAAGACGGUGCUCAACGUCGCUACCAAGCAGCAGACCAGCCAGCUCGGCUUCGGUUUGAUUGCACUGCUGACGGCAGGCGGGGAGCAGAUCUUCUCCUCGGUGGUGUUCAACUGCCCCUGUAGUAGCUGGAACUUCCUCUACGGCAUGGUGUUCCUCCUGGUGCCCGCCUGGGUGCUCCUGGUGUUGGGCUACAUCUCCAGCAUAAGGCUGUGGAAGCUGAUCACGGGGAGCUGUUACCGCAGAUCCAAGCUGUGCCGCUGGAAAACCUGCGCUGCCGCCGGGGCUGUCCUGUUUCAGAUCACCACCACAGCCUUGGUGGCCCCUUCCAGCUGGAUCGCCGUGGCGCUGCUGAAUGGCAACUACUUUCAGUGUGCCAUGACCGGGCUCAACGUGACCAGUUUUAAAAAGCACUUCUGUGGCGAGACUGUCUCCCAGUCCGAGUGCCAAGAGGAGCUGUACCAGUUUCCCUGCGGCAGAGGAGGCACUGAGGCGCAAAGAAAGGAUGUGCUGAUCAGCCUGAGAGCGGAGUCCCAGAUUAUGGGCUGGCUGCUGAUCGCCUCCAUCGUGGUGACCAACCUGCUGCUCACCUGCAUGGCACGGUGCUAUUCUCCCAUCAGCUACCUGCAGCUCAAGUUCUGGAAGGCCUACACCCAGGAGGAGAACAGCCUGAUGGAGUCGUACUCCAUCAAACACGCCAAGGAGCUUGCCGACAGAAACCUGAAGAGCUUCUUCCAGCAGAAGCAGCCCGAACAGAUCUUUACCCCCUCCAACGUGGACUGGCAGAGGAUCUCCGCCUUCUACAGGUUUAGCACCAAAGAUCACUACUACAGCACCAUGCACCAGUUUGUGGAGCAACUUGAUGCAAACGACAGCGGGGCCAUGAGGAUGGCCUCAGUCAGAUCUGACGGCCCCGGUGCCAACAACCCCGCUGUACUCGCUUUUGUGGAUGAGGGUAAGAUGAUGCUGUGAGGAGGAACAUUCUGCAAAGAAGUACUGAAUACCAGCUGGUUAGAAGGACAUGCUGGUUUGCAAAAAAAUUGGGUCAACAUUGGGCUUUUAUCAAAUAUCGGCCAUCAGUGUUGGCCACAGUGGAAGUUCUCUUUGACCGCAGCUGCAUAAAAAGCCUUUGAACAUGAUAUGAAAUUUUAUUGUCUUUGUACAUUUUUUUUUUUAAUGCAAUUGGUCAAUCAGGUUUUUGUAAAUCAAUCCUUAAUUUAAAGGCACGAAGGAAAGAAUUUGAUUUGAUAAGAGUUUUAGUGUCCUGUGCUGGUCUACAUGCAUUUUAAGAGGCUUUCACACACUGUCAAGAAUAAAAUUCGCUAGGAAGCUCUAAUUCAUUCAUUUUCCAAGCCACUUAUCCUAAUUAAGGUUGCGGGUGGGGUGCCUUUCCCAGCACAAACAUAAUAGACAGAUUGGAAACAGUAAAGCAUAUUUUUAAGGUUGUGUGUAAUAAGUGAAUGUGUUGCACUGAUGAUGUUUUAGUUGCUAAAUUAAGCAUUCUUCUUUUUUUUUUCUCCACCACUGCUGAGUUUCCCCUUUAUGUUGUUGUUUUCAGAGUAGUUGGGUUGCAGGAGAGGAACUGGAAAUAGGUGCACAGUAACACCUUAAAGCUGGACUAGUGAGCAACUUUGCAAGCGGCCGCUGUUAAAUUUAGCCUCAAGCUGCAUUUGGACAAAUUGGGUGAAUCUACAGGAUUUCAGUUAGACGGGAUAGAAUGCUCCUCUUUAUUUCAGUGCACUGUAUGAUUUAGGCUGAUAAGAUAAGGUUUAUUUUUACCAAUAAAAUAAAAUAAAAUAAAUAAAAUCUCAUGUAGUACACCUUUAAAAUGAAAACGAUAGCUACUAUACUGUACUGGCUUUGUGGCUUUUGCCGCUUUCAGAAGAGGAGCAUUAGUCCAGUGUUGAGGUACACACUAUCUUGUGGUGAACAACAAAUCCAGCUCACUAGCAGAGCAUGCAGCCUCAACACAUCGUGAUAAAAAAUGAACAUAAGAAUGAACAUGACUCGAACUCUGAAAACAUCAGAAACCCUUGAUUUGUAUUUUUAUUUUUCUUUAAUUGGACUUUCAUAUGGACCAAACGAGAGACUGUGUUUCAACAUUACAAUCACCAGCCUAUUCAUCAUCAUCACCACCACAAUCAUCAUCAUCAUCGCCAUCACACUCAUGAUAACCACAGUGAUGCAAUCGUGGCAUUUCCUUUUGAUAGAACACAGUUUAACAACGGCUGCAGCUGGUCUGAAAUGAAAAAUACAUCUUUGAAUCAAAACUAUUUAAUGAGAUCAUUUCUCUCACUGCCAAAGUUUUUUUUCUGCACUAUUUCUGUCACAUCCUGAUGUGCACUUCAUGUAGUUCAAGUGACUUGUUUACCUGCUUGUGUGGUGUAGAACAGGAAACGUGACAAAUUAAGACCUCAAGCAAAACCAAAGAUGACGAAUUUCCUGUGCACUGUUCUGCUGGCAAACUGUGUGUUUAUGAUUCUGUUCCAACGGAUAUACUCUCUUUACACAUAAAUAUGCAAUAUGCACAAGAUCAGUUUAAGUCAACACUUGUAUGGGCUGUGAGUAUAAACUGAAUCAAGUGGUAGUUAACAUGAUUUUAGUGGUGCUGUUAGCUUCAGCACUAGUGCAUCAUGACGUAUUCUGUGUGUUUGAUUGCCGUAUCAUCUUUGAGAGCAAGCUGUACAAUGCACUCAACAGCUUUUAGGCCGACCACUCAGACUCUCUUGUGGGAAUAGAGCAGAAAAACCACAGGGAAGAGGAAGUGAACACUUCUCUGUCGUCAGUAUCUUCUGCUCACAAGCAUCGCCGGCGCUGCUACUUCUCUUCUUCCUUCUGGAGUAAUGGUAUUUGCUUUAAAAAAGAAGAAAAAAAAACUUCCAUAGGAAAUGAUUCAUUUGAAAUUUCAUUUUUGCACGAUAAACUGUAUGUAUUUAUAUUUUUGUCUUUGCAUGUUUGUCAGGGCACAGGAGAGCAGAAAUUGUAAAGAAACUGUUGAAUUCUGUUUAAAUUUUUAACACCUAUCGAGGUACAGUCAUAUUUAUUGUGUGUAUGUGUGUGUGUGUGUGUGUGUUUAGGAAGAGAGCCAAUUCAGAUUCUUGUAACUUUCACAGGAUUGAAUAGAUGCUUCAUGUCAGAAUUAAUGUAGAGUUAAACAUUUUCAGGACUUUUCCUUUGUUUUUGGUAGUUUACAUUUGCCUUAGGCUGCAUUUUCCUUUACUGCACUCUCAAGGGACAUACUUGUAGCAAUGAAAACCGGAUGAGCAGGAUUUCAGGCAACUAGUUACAGCCUUGCCUUAUUAACUGGCAGAGAAAGGGAAGGAAGCAUUUGGAAAGGGAUGUACAAGCUGACGUGAACAGAGACAGAGAAGUGAAGUGAGAGUACACAGUGCUGCAGCUUUUGUCACUGGGGCUGUUAUCUUCCCUUUUGACGGGACAGUCGGGGAACUGGGGAAGCAGAGAAGACAGUGAAAAAAGAGGCAGUGGGUGGGAAGAAGUGACAGAGGGAGGAGUUUGGACGAAAGAGGGAGAGAAA
This is a messenger RNA of Myripristis murdjan (pinecone soldierfish), 3723 nucleotides long. RefSeq names its product calcium homeostasis modulator family member 6 (gene calhm6). Bases 180 to 1160 code for a protein of 326 amino acids. The record is from RefSeq and is a predicted model, not a curated record. Lineage: Eukaryota; Metazoa; Chordata; Actinopteri; Holocentriformes; Holocentridae. Gene Ontology annotation, cellular component: plasma membrane. Gene Ontology annotation, molecular function: monoatomic cation channel activity. The transcript has 2 exons.